AUGAAGGAUGAAAUUGAUUCAAGGAAACACUAUUUAUUCGAUCAGUUGAAGACAUUGAGGUCAAUGUUUGAUCAUUUCAAUGAAAAUCUUUCAAAGCGUCACGAAGUCAGUAAAUCAUUUAAAGAGAUCGCCGAAGUGAUUCGGAUAGAUGUAGAAAACCAGAGAUUGAAACUGAAGGCAGAGGUAGAUUCCUUGACUGAGUCUGUAUUGACCGAGUUAUCGUCUCUAGUUGCGGAAGAAGAAAAAUCACACAAUCAGGAUUGUCAAAUUGACGAAAGAAACGUCAUAGAGAUAAAGAAACUAAUCACAGAUGUAGAGCAAGAGGCAAAGAAAUUGACGUGUGAAACCCCGUUUGAGCUGACAGGGAAACAGAGAACCGCCACACUGCUGUAUGAUGUUGCUGCGAAGAGAGUGUUACCUCGUCCUCCACAUCUCGUGUCUGGACAGCUUAAUCUGAAUCAUUUGAAAACAAUGAUUGGAUAUCUCGUGAUCGACAAGUUGGAAGUUUUGGGGUAUGAGAAAAAGGAAAUUGACAAUCAUCACGUUCAACACAUCUCCAGAUUCCGAGUGCCACAAAAGAGACAAGUCAACUCAAUAUGUGCUAUUGACGAAUCUCACGCAUGGGUGUUAGUGCAUGGGUCUGAAGGAUUGAUUCAGCUCAACAAGCAAGGCAAGGUAACGGAUACCAUCCCACUUGACUUCAAACCAUGGUGUCUAACAUUGGCCAGCAACUCCGAGCUACUGAUCACGUGCCAGGGUGAUUCCCCAAUGAUAUACAAACUGUCUAACGACAGACAAGUGACCGUAUUUGCUGACAUCAGUCCUAUGCAAGCUUGGGAUACCGGCGUUGAUGAGAGUGGCGAAAUUUUCGUUAGUACUAGAACCCAAACAAUACUGGUUCUAAACAGCUUCGGAAACAUUGUCAGACAAAUCAAUUGUGGACAGAAUGUGCUGAGUAUCGUCUGUUUAACAGGUGGAAUGUUCGCUUUCGCCACGGGUAGACCGUAUAAUUGUAAAGAAUUGUUCAUCAUUGACAAACGUGGGCAGAUCCUAUAUAAGUGGGGAGGAGAACUGGACAAUGGUACUACGCUUUCGAAGAUAGGACAGUGUAAUAUAGCACGUGAUAUGUAUGACAGAGUGUUUGUACCAGACUUCAACACAAAACAAGUGUACGUCAUCACGGGGGAAGGGAGAAAUCCCAGGUGCCUCCUAGACAAGAACCACGGCGUCAUUCGUGCACUGGCAGUCUGCGUGGACAAGUGUGGACAUGUUUGGCUCGGCUGCAGUGAUGGCAGAGUACAUGUUAUGCAGCUGUGA
This is a messenger RNA of Mizuhopecten yessoensis (Yesso scallop), 1317 nucleotides long. RefSeq lists its product as uncharacterized. NCBI's taxonomy places the organism in Eukaryota, Metazoa, Mollusca, Bivalvia, Pectinida, Pectinidae. The record is from RefSeq and is a predicted model, not a curated record. The transcript has a single exon. The coding region runs from base 1 to 1317 and encodes 438 amino acids.